AUGGGGUUCCAAGUUCUUGGCCAACAGGCCGCCAUGCUCACAUUCCUCAGGUAUGUCGACCACCAGCGCAACCUCCCACUCCAGGAGAUGUUCUGCGACAUCUUCGACCCCGCAGAAAACAGCUGGACCACGCUCCCAGCUGCCGCCUACACAAACCUCGGCGUAGGUCGGGGAAUUUUCGAGCGGGCGGCGUUUUUCGGCGCUGCAGCGGUUGAGGGCCGUGUGGUGGCGCUGGUGGGAGGCGUCACAAUUGCCUACAACCCCAAGCUCCCUGAAGAUGGCUGGCGUGCGGUGGAGGCGCCCACCAGCCACGUGAAGGUGGGUGCCUCUUCCUGCGCCUGCGCCUUCCAGGGCGAGUUGAUCGUGGCCUCCGGGCGUCCACGCUGCUUCUCCAAGCGCGUUGCCGGCUUCCGAUUUUCUGCUGAUGCCUCACAGCCUCUCUGGUGGCACGGCACUUGGCGUCAGCUGCCGAAUCUGCACUGCGGUCGCGUUGGCGGGGCGAUGGCCGUUGUCUACAACCGCUUGUACAUCACUGGAGGUGUCGACGAGGAUACCGGCGAGUUCUACGACACAGCAGAGCGCCUGGCAGAAGAGUCCUGGGAAUGCGUGCCCUGGUUCCAGAUGCCCCGCGCGCUGCAUGCGCACGAGGCGCACGCGAUGCCGUACCUCCCUUCGAAAGCUUAG
This is a messenger RNA of Symbiodinium natans, 684 nucleotides long. NCBI's taxonomy places the organism in Eukaryota, Dinophyceae, Suessiales, Symbiodiniaceae. The record is from the annotation of a GenBank genome assembly.